GUGCAAAGCCACUGCUCACUGCUGAAGCCCAACUAGGAAACAAGAUGAAUGCCAAAGGACUCCAGAAGUUGUUAAUCUCCACGACCAAAGCUCAACAGAGACUCUUGAAUAAAAAGUUUCUGAGUUAUAUAAGAACAAAGCAACGGUUCUACAAAAACGUAACAAUCAACGAAGAUAAAGGAAAGUAUUUCAUACAGUUGGAUGGCAAGAAUGUGAAAACUCCUCUUAGGAAUGAUCUGUAUGCUCCAACACAAAAACUUGCAUCAAUAGUUGCUUCUGAGUGGAGUUCACAAAAACAGACAAUAUUGGCUCAUCAAAUGCACAUGACUUCAUUAUGCAACACCUGCAUUGAUAACCCAAGGAAAAGAACAAAAGAGGACAUGAUACAUGAUGCCCUCAGUUUUUUAAAUUCAGAUACUUUGUGUGCAAGAACACCUAUCGAAGAAUCAGAACACACUGCAAAGAUGCAGAGUGAAAAAUGGGACCCAGUACUUCAUUGGUUCAGCAAACGAUUUGAUGUUGAAAUUGUGUCAAGUACUGAUAUUUUUGGCUUUGAGCAACCUGAAAUGACUAUGUUGAAAAUGAAGCAGUAUUUAUCAAAGCUCAGCAGAUGGCAACUUGAAGGUCUGGAGUUUUCAGUAGAUAGUGUCAAAUCUUUUAUCAUCCCAUUUGCUGUUAUUGAAAAUUAUACAACAAUAAACGAAGCAAUAUAUCUUGCAAGACUAGAAGUGAACCUGCAGAUUGAAAAAUGGGGCAGUGUGGAAUGGUAUCAUGAUAUCGAAAAAGAAAACCAAUUGGCACAUAUGUCGGCUGGUGUACUGUUUUAUCAGCUCUGUUCUGAGAGCUUUGAUGAUGAGCUGUAACUUAGAAACUAUAUAAC
Rhopilema esculentum is the source of this 880-nucleotide messenger RNA. Its product is annotated as ATP synthase mitochondrial F1 complex assembly factor 2. NCBI's taxonomy places the organism in Eukaryota, Metazoa, Cnidaria, Scyphozoa, Rhizostomeae, Rhizostomatidae. Gene Ontology annotation, biological process: mitochondrial proton-transporting ATP synthase complex assembly. Gene Ontology annotation, cellular component: mitochondrion. The record is from RefSeq and is a predicted model, not a curated record.